Xyrauchen texanus (razorback sucker) is the source of this 4190-nucleotide messenger RNA. Its product is annotated as zinc finger matrin-type protein 1-like. The record is from RefSeq and is a predicted model, not a curated record. Gene Ontology annotation, molecular function: zinc ion binding; nucleic acid binding. Bases 114 to 1883 code for a protein of 589 amino acids. The transcript is spliced from 7 exons. Lineage: Eukaryota; Metazoa; Chordata; Actinopteri; Cypriniformes; Catostomidae.
CUACUGCGCAUGUGCAGAUCCGUUUCCUUAAUGUCCUAGCCUUUAUCAUGUAGCGCUCCAUGUUAUUUUAGCCUAUCUUUCUUCAGUUUAGGUUUAUUUCCAGAUUUAAAACAAUGUCCGAGCUUGAAGCUAGUUUAUCUUGUUCUCCGCAGUGUGCGGAAACACAACGUAACAAAAAUACAGGUGAUAUCAAUCCAGAAACAGUACAAAUCACUAACACCAAUAAUUCUCAGGUUGAUCAAGAGUCUCAGAGAGACAGCGAUCUCAAAAACUUGCUGACUGAAAGCUAUUGUCAUGUUUGUGAGGCAACCCUACUUUAUGAGUCCCAGAGAGUUUCUCAUUAUGAGGGGAAAAAGCAUGCCCAAAAGGUCAGGCUGUACCUGCAGAACAAGAAAGCUGAAAGGAACAAGCAGACCCAGGAAUGCAGAGGCUUUAUGAGAGGUCUCUCUGCAGACCCAGACAAGUUCUGUGAGCUGUGUAACAUGGUUUUCAGCUCCCAUACUGUUGCCAAGUCACACUAUGAAGGCAAAGUUCAUGCCAAAAACUUGAGAAGAACUAACCCUCCACAAAUUAUAGUUUCUACGUCGACCUUAGAAUCUGCAUCUCCUGUAGCCCAACCAGCAGAGGUUGCUGUGUCGAAUCGGAUAGAUCAGGAGCAGGACAGCUCUGGUGUGGGCGAUCAGGAGGUUGAUCUCAGUGACCCCAACAAGUACUGUGCACUGUGCAAUGCUUCUUUCAACAACCCUGUAGUCGCUCAGCAGCACUACAGCGGCCGGAAGCAUCAGCGAAACGAGACACGACAACAAAUGCUGGACCAGAUCGGAGAUCAGUCAGAGCAUUUUAGCUCCCUGACUUGCCCGAUUUGCUGUCUGACCCUCAGCUCAAUAGAGAUGUACCAGGCACACAUGCAGGGAAACAAGCACCAAUUGAAAGAGAAAAAGGUUAUGGAGUUGUGCAAAUCUCAGAAGAAAGUGUACGACUCCUACCAGGACGAGCUGGCUGACUAUAUCCAGGUGCAGAAGGCCCGAGGCCUGGAGCCAAAAGCAGGGCUGGGCACUGGGGGACAAGCAAGCAAGGACCUGGAUGAAACUAUAAAUGAAAGUCCACAGACAGGAGAAACAAAUCCUCAUCCUGCCCCUCUGCUGCCUCCACCUCGUGGUUUCCAUCAGCCUCACUGGCCUCCACAAUUACAAUCUCAGGUCAAUCAUUUUGGCUUCGGAAUGAGAGAGCCUGUCCCACACUAUCAACCUGGAUAUAUGCCUCAACCACUGCCUCAUUUCAUACCUGGUCAAUUAUAUAAAAGAGGGCGGAGCCCUGACUCACAUAGCUCCUCUUCUUACUCAGACUCCUCCUCCUAUGACAGCAGCAGUAGUGAUAGCAGCAGCAGCAGCAGAGAGAGGAGGAGAAGAAAGAGGAAAUUGAGAAAGCAAGGGAUCAAAAGAAGAGACCAGGUGGAUGAGUCUGAUACAGACAGGAGAGGAAGAGAUAGAGAGGAAAAGAAAAAGACGUUGAAAGGAGACAGAAGCGGAAGUGUAGAGGGAGAAGAGGAUAAAGAGACCAGGAGAUGGAAGGAGAAAAGAAAAAAGGAGAGAAGCCAGAGUGAAGACGAGGAGAGCCGAAGUAAAAGACGACAGAGCAAGAGAAGUAGGAGACAUGGAGAUGGACAGCAUGCAAAGAGACGAAAAGAGGCAGAGCUUAUGGAAAAAGAAGGGGUGGAAGUGCAAGGAAAGAGUGAGGAACCUGCUGAGGAAAAGGCAGAAGCAAAAGAUGUCAAACAAAAGCACAAAAAAGACAAAAAGAAAGGAAAAGAGAAGGUGAACCAAGAGGACAACAGGACAGAGGAGGAAAGACUCUGGGAUGAGACUAUUCUUGGUAUUUUUUAAAGACGGAUGGCUGAUGUUUUGACAGUAUUGUACAAAUAAAACUGCACAGGACCUCAGAAGAGAGGUUUGCUAGAAUCUAUUGGACUCAUCUCACUAUAUAUGCUACUUCUUCAUUCAGUAACUCGCGUCUGCUACUGCAGACUUUAAGAUGUCUUUAGAGCUGCACUUCUCUUCUGGAGAAUUCAGUGGGUGAACCUCACGAAACUUAAGGACCAUUAAGACAUUAUUUUCAUGACAAUUAAUCACAUUUUCUGCUCUAUUCUCAUUACCGUAAUGGAAAAAAAUAGAGAAAAAUGUCAUUUACAUUUCUGUAAUGCAGAUUAUAUAUGAAUUCUAAAUUAUUGUGGUAGUAUGUUUCAAAUAAACUAAUUGUCAAACUAAAUAGUCAUCAAAAUCUAUUUGGUCCUCAAAAAGGCUUAAUUGUCUUUUAAUUUCUUAUUUUUUUGUCUUGAUUUUUGGGUACAGUAUGGCCUGAGAAUGUUUUCGUGAGAUUCACCUGAAUGUGGUGCAGCAGCUUGUCACUGGGGCAGGGUACACCCACUGUAUCCUUUGUGUCAAUUGGAAUUUAUUUGUACCUUAUCUGUCCCUUAAGGGUAUACAUUUGUAUCUCAAGGUAUAAAGAAGGUAUAGUGAAUGUAACUUUGAGGGUAUUGCCCCAGUGAUAAGCUGGUAUACCCAUAAAGAUACAAUUUUAGCAAAUUUUUCUGAUUGUUGUUGUGAAGCAAAUAUGUGAUACAAAACACACUACAUACUAUGAAUCCAUUUGACUACAUGCUUAAUGCUUAGAUUAAAUAAACCCCUCCCACUAUUCGGUUGUUUUCAUGAUUUUGUGGAGCAUUUCCACUUUUUGUCGUAAGGGGGCGUAUUAGCUGCACAUCAUCCGUCUCUACUGGCUGGAUGCAUCUUUUGUUUACAGAUCUUCUCUGUUCAGGUCUCAAGACGGGGUUCCCACGCGUCCUGGAAAACCUGGAAUUUUCCAUGCAGUUUUCCAGUCAUGGAAAAUUAGAAAAAUACCUAAAUGGCCUGGAAAAUAAUUAUUUGUCCUGGAAAAUAGCUUAGUAUAAUUUAUAACUGUUUGACUGUGCUGCUAACAAGUUUUGUACAUGUACAAAAUGGGGACUCGAAACAGGAGUCACACAAAUUGCGAAUUGUGUAACAAUCGUCAAAGGUUCACUGUCAUGAACGAUUCCCUUUCACAUAAUUUCUCUGCUCAUCUGCUGUGAUUUCUGCUUUGCUCCGACAAAAUAGUAUUAAGUAUCGAUCUAGUUCAAAAUAAGAUUUUUAACCACUAAAAAAAUUAAGGUAUAAACUUUAGACAGCAAUGGCACUGAUUUAAAAAAAUAAAAAUCACACCCUCAGUUGGUUUUGCGGCCUUCACACCUGGGGAUGAGAAUUCAUUUUCAAGAAUUCAAUGAUAAGAGUCUGUGUUAACAUAUAUCGUGUUUACCACAUAUGGGAUCUAGUCAAAAAUGGCAUUGGCUAUAAAAUGCAGAAUGUCAUGAAAUAUUACAUAUUUUGAUGUUUCAUUGCACAGUUAAUUGAAUUAAAAUUGUUAUAUGUCCUAGUGUGAUAAUUAAACUGCAAAAGUCUGUGAAUAAUUGAAUACAUAUAUUUAACUUCAAGUGAUGCAUGCUUCAAAAUGGAUGUAUGAAGUGCUCAUACUCUUGUGUAUGUGCAUCAUGAUCAUCAUGCGUGUGUGAGAUGAUAGAGAGCAAAACACUUUGAAGUGUUCAGCACAUACAGACUAUGUAUUUAUUUAAUUUAAUCACAGCUUUAUGGGGAUUAAUAAUCACACUGGGCCAGUGAGAAUCUACCAUAAAAAAACACACCGAAACGUCAAAAUAAGCUUGGUUUAAAUGGACAAAUAUUUGCUUAUAUAUUACACUUGUUGGGCAUAUUACAUGUCCUGGAAAAGAGUGGGAACCCUGCAAGAGAGUUAGUUAUCAAUGCAAUUCUUUCAACCAAGAAUGAAAUUAAUAAACUUUAACUUUCCCAAUGGAAAUCAGUUUUCCAUCAGAAAACUCAGACUGCAAUAUUUUGUUAUAGGUGUGUGUGUGUGUGUGUGUGAGAGAGAGAGAGAGAGUAAUCAGAUAUCAGUCUCAUUUUAUGCUGUUUACUGAGUGUGGGAAUGGUUUUGUUUACUGGUCUAACUGCUGCUUCAGUUAAAUGAGGACACUGCCGUGACUGUUGUUCUGUUUAAUUCCUUUUUGCUCAGAUAUGUACUUACAGUUAUCCCAAUCAUGAAAUCACAUGUAUUUUGUAUCAAGCCUGAUUUCUAAUGUAUAGAUUAAACAAUCUUCACUUGUA